Lodderomyces theae is the source of this 2034-nucleotide messenger RNA. Its product is annotated as TBC domain-containing protein. The record is from RefSeq and is a predicted model, not a curated record. NCBI's taxonomy places the organism in Eukaryota, Fungi, Ascomycota, Pichiomycetes, Serinales, Debaryomycetaceae. The transcript has a single exon. The coding region runs from base 1 to 2034 and encodes 677 amino acids.
AUGAUUGACUUCGAAUCACUACUCGAAUUCGAAGAGUCCUUAAGUGAAGGACAGCCAAGUCUCGACCAUUCGGCAAUCUUGCACAAUUUCGAAGCCAAGAUUGACCAUUUGCGAUUCAAGGAAGAACAAGCAGAAGAAGAGGAAGAAAGUGAAGAGUGUGACAGUUCAGCUUCGUCUACAAGUGGUUCACUUUUCUCAGGGGGUGCUCCAUUAUCCUUGAAUGAAAUAAUUGAAUCGUACGAUAUUAGCCAAGAUGAGUUUGCAACUUGUGAUAAAUGUGGAGCCAGCUUAUUCUCCUCAUCAAAACCAUCAGAACCAUCAGAACCAUCAAUUCUAUCCCCACAACCUGACACUCCCCCCACAAAACCAUCCUGCUGUCAAUCAACAAUUACGCGCACCACCACCAUUUCAUCCAACUUGGAAUCCCUCUACUGGACAAGCUUCAUCGACAACCCCACCAGAACCGUAAACACCCUCCCACACUACACCGAGCUCGUUUUGAAGCAAGGCAUACCAAACUGCAUUCGAUCCCAUAUCUGGCGCCAGAUUUUCUUACUCUGCCACACAAAAGUACCCAAAUCCAUCAGCCUUGUCUUUAACAAUUUCCAACACUCGUAUAGUGUCGAAGUGUCGCAACAGAUAUCGAAAGAUUUGACGCGGACGUUCCCGCAAAUUGGGUUUUUCCAACAAGGUACAACGAGUAAUGAGUUGUCUACGAUUUUGAAUGUGUAUGCUAAUUACGAUUUGGAGUUGGGGUACUGCCAGGGGUUAUUGUUUCUCGUUGGUGUAUUAUAUCAUCAUUUGCAAUGUUCCAAAUUGACAUUUUAUGCAUUGACGACAAUCAUGGAGACUGAGCUGGAACUACACGAUAUAUUCACAGCAAGACACAUGUCGAGCACUUUACUGCUCUGGUUUCAUCAAUUUAGCCUCAUUUUGCAAACUGUGGAUCACCAAUUGUACACGCAUUUGAUACUGGAGUGUCAAGUGGACAUGCGGACAUUCCUCUAUCAGUGGUGGCUAUCUUUCAUGUCGUCACACACUGCCAACUUAUCUGUCAUUAAUCGGGUGAUGGAUUUUUGUCAAUUUCAAGGAUGGAAAGUGGGUAUGAUGAAGAUUAGUUUGGGGUUGUUGAUUGUGAAUAAACCCAUUUUGAUGACGUUGGAAUUGGGAGAUGAGGAAGUUGUGUAUCAGCACUUGCUUAAUGAAACAAAAUGGGGCACCGUUGCUAAUGAUUUGGAUUUGUUCUUUGGUGACUUGUUGUUUACAUGGCGGGAUGAAUUGUUUGUAAGACCUUCUACAACGGUGCCAUUGAAGCAACAGCAACAGCAACAGCAACAGCAACAGCAACAGCAACAAUCGUUGCAAGAUACAGAAUUGAACUUUACUUCCUCGUCUUUGCCAGUCGCUACAACGCCAGCAUCGUCUUUGCUCAACACAUUCAAGUCACUUUCCUUAAACAUGAGACUGAAAUCACCACUGAAGGUUCAAUCCAGCAGUACUCCUAGGUCGCCAUAUACUGGAUUCACCCGCGACCGAUCAAACACCGCUUCAUCCAACAACUCUGCACUCAACAAUUCAACAAUCACAUCCACAACAUCCAUCUUUUCCACCUUAUCUGCAUCUGGUGCAACUAGCUCCACACACAGUGGCAUCCAUCAUCAUCAUCAUCAUCAUCAGCAUCAUCACCACCACGUAGUUUCCAGCAACAAGAAUGCUGAAUUAGACUCGAUCUAUUCCGACAUUAGUGAGGUCAGUAGCCAGCACAGUGGCAAUGACGUCAAGUCAUUUGCUGACUACUUGAAGUUGCCCUCCUUUGGGUCAGGAUCAAGUGGCAAUAACAAACAGACUGAGUUUGCUACUGGCAACUUAAGCAAGAGCAGCUCCCAUAGUCAAAGUCAAGAAUCGUUGUUGAUGAAUGAGAAUGAAGCGUUGAAAUAUCUACUUAAGCAAGCAUAUGAUAAGUUGGGUGACUCAAGUGUCUCUAAUGAAGAGGUUGAGCAUUUGAAACUGCAAAUUGAGGAAAUGGUGAUGUAA